AUUCAAUGUUGAUGGAUUAUUACUAAAAUCAAAAUGGGUUCUACUGUGGUCGCUUCUGCGACUGUUCGUGCUGUCAAAAGCAGAAAAAUACUUUCUACAAGGGCAGCGCUUACUUUAACAUCAAAUGCAGUAAAAAAAAUUAAGGAGUUGUUAGAAAACAAAUCUGACUAUAUAGGUUUAAAAGUUGGUGUGAAGCAGCGAGGAUGUAAUGGCCUGAGUUAUACUCUUGAUUAUGCCAAAGAAAAAUCUAAGCUUGAUGAAGAAGUUGUUCAAGAUGGCGUAAGAAUUAUAAUUGACAAAAAGGCACAAUUAUCUUUACUGGGAACUGAAAUGGACUAUGUAGAAUCUAAAUUAAGUUCUGAAUUUGUUUUUAACAAUCCAAAUAUAAAAGGAACAUGUGGAUGUGGAGAAAGCUUUUCUGUUUAAUUAGUUAGAAUAUUUAUGAAAAUUGUAGUCAUAAUAGACAAAUAUAAGUUGACUGUAACUUAAAAAUGUGUAAAUUAGUUUUGACUCAAUUAUUUUAUUAAAAAUCUGAUAGUAAGAUUUCUCAUUUUUAUUUGAAAAUAAUUAUGAUUUAAUAAAGUAAAAUAACAGGUAAAUAAAAUAUAUAAUAUAGU
Nomia melanderi (Alkali bee) is the source of this 617-nucleotide messenger RNA. It is a transcript of the gene MagR, whose product is annotated as Iron-sulfur cluster assembly 1 homolog MagR. Gene Ontology annotation, biological process: iron-sulfur cluster assembly. The record is from RefSeq and is a predicted model, not a curated record. Lineage: Eukaryota; Metazoa; Arthropoda; Insecta; Hymenoptera; Halictidae. Gene Ontology annotation, cellular component: cytoplasm; mitochondrion. Gene Ontology annotation, molecular function: 2 iron, 2 sulfur cluster binding.